AUAAAAUAUUUAGACUAUUUAGAUUGUUUAUUAAAAAAAGUAUGCCUAAUUACACAAAUAUAAAGCACAAUUCGAAGACUGUAAUAAAAAUGAUGUAAAGAUAGAAUCUAAUAUAAAAAUGACAGAAUCUUUUUAUAAUUCUCAAAAUUUUUGUUUAAAAUUGUCACAAGAUUCUAAUAUAUCUGAUGUUCAAAAUGUUAAUGAUGCAGAUGUAAUAAUAAUGAGUGACUCCAGUUCUAAAUCAACUUGUUCUAUACCUAAAUAUGUCUUAGGAUCAACAUCAAAUAAUCAUCCUACAAUAGAUAAUACUAUUUAUAUUGAAGAUUCUUCAGAUUCUGAUUCUAUAGAUAUUACAAAUGAAAAAUAUUUCCAAUCUUGGAGAGCAAAUAAAAAAUCCUAUUUUAUUAAUAAUUUUCAAGAAAGAAAAGAUAUUCUAAAAAAAAAUAAUAUAUUGCCUAUAUCUGAUGACUUUUCAUCUAGUAGUAGUGGACAAGAAUAUAUAACAACUUCUAAGAGGACAAAUAGUAGUUAUAUCAGUAGUUGUACCAGAGAAAAUAGAGUUAAUGAUAUAUCAGAAACAAAUAUUCAAUGCAAUACUAAUACUACUGAUAUUAAUAAUUUGAAAAAUUCUAAUGAUAUUAUUCAAUUACCUAAAACCACGUCUCAUAUUAAUAGUGAUUUAAAAAAAAAAAUUUCAAAAGAAGAUUCUAAAAAUAUUAUAAAAAAUAUAAAAUCUACACGGAUAAUAUAUGAAUCACCUAAAAUUCAAAAAGAAAAAAAUGUGAUAUCUAAUAAAGAAAUAGAUAACAAUAUUAUACAUCCAGCUAUUUCACCUAAAAAUAAUUUAAAAACAAAUAAUAUAUUUAUUGAUGAAACUCAAGAGGAUUCUGAAAGUGAUAUUAUUCAAGAUUCUCAAAUGAAUCUUACACAUUCUUAUAAAACUCGUGUUAAUAAAUUUUUAAAUGCACCAUAUAUAGAAAAAGAUACAACAUCUAUUAAACUAUCAGAAAGAAAAAGAAAACAAAUUUCACAAUGGCUUAUGACAAAUUUACCUGAUUCUCAAAGUGAUAGUUCACUUGAUAUUGUGCCUCUUACUAAUAAGCAUGAUAAAAGUUCUGGAAAUAGCAGUUUGGAAAGAUUAGAAAUGAAUUAUGAAACUCCAAACAAUAGAGGAAAAAUAAAUCAAUUACCUAUAAAUGAAAGUAAAAAUAUAGAUUCAAAAUGCAAUAAAACAUCUAAUCCCACAGUAUUACGUCAAACUAUAAUAAAUGAAUUUGUUCAAAAAGAAAAAAAUUAUGAAUUUCAUACAUCACACAAAACUCAUAUUAAUGAUAAUAAAUUUUCAAUUCCAAAAACAAAUACAUCCCAAAAUAUAGAUAUCAGGGACUGUGCAGAUAUAUUAGAUAAAUUAUAUGGUAAAUCUUGGCGCAAUAAGGCUGAUGUAUUGUUUCCAAAAUCUGAACCAAGAAUGAUUAAUACAAUUAAACAAGCAACUACUACAAAAAAUAGAGCUGUUCAAACUGAAAGAAAGAUAAUAAAUAGAGAAAGAUUGUAUAUAUCAGAUUCAGACAGUUCUAACACAUCUUUAAGAGAUUUAAAAUUACAAAAUCGAUCAAAAAAGAAAAGUGUACGAAAAAAUAUGAAACGAAAAGAUGAUACUUUUAUAAAUGAUCAAACAUCAUCAGGAAGUGAAAAUGAAAGUUUAUAUUAUACUGCAUUAACAAAUCCAAGAGUAUCAAGUACACAAAAUAGUACACAAUCGAAAACAGUAUUUCCAUCAAUUGUACAACGAGCUAUUGAAAUAUGUGAUACAGAUUCUGAAGAUAAUGAUAAUAUAGAUAACAGGAAUCAAAUAUUUAACAUAAGAGGAAGAAAGUUAUCAUUCAAUAAUGAAAGUGAAGAUUCAAGCACUAGUGAAUUUGAUCCUGGUGAUGAAAUACCACCAAAAUCUACAAUUAAGAAAGAUUUUAUUAAAACUAUACAAGAAAUACCUAAAUUAAAGACACAAAAUAAAUUAACUUCUGACAAUCCAAAUUAUAAAAAACAUAACAGCUUCUUAGCGUCUUUAAGUGAAAAUAUUUCUCUUACUAAUGUACAUCCAGAUGCUAAAAAAUAUAGAUUAGAUUAUAAAAAUAAUAAGGAAAAUUUAUGUAAAUACUUGUACAAACUAUAUAAUGAGAAAGUAUUUGAUAAUGAAUUACCAGAAGAUAUGUCAAUAGAAUGGAAUGUUCGUAUGAGAGGAACUGCUGGUUUUUGUUAUAAUAAGAAAUCAGUAAAAACACUUGGUGGUAUUGUAAAAUCAUCACGAAUAGUUCUAGCAACAAAGAUUUUAGAUACUCCAGAUAGACUUAGAGAUACUUUAAUUCAUGAAAUGUGCCAUGCAGCUGCAUGGUUAAUAAAUGGAAUCUCUGAUGGACAUGGUCCAUUUUGGACAAAAUGGGCUAAUAAAGCUAUGAAAAUAUUUCCUGAAUUACCACCAAUAAGAAGAUGUCAUGAUUACAAAAUUAAAACUAAAUUUACAUAUAAAUGUAUAAAUUGUGGAUACAGUAUUGGAAGACAUUCUAAAUCUCUGGAUAUUGAAAAGAAACGAUGUGGACAUUGCUAUGGAAAAUUUGAGUUAUUAUUAAAUAAAACAACAAAAUCUGGAACUGUACAAAUGCAAACACCAAAAAGAGAACCUUCAGCAUUUGCACUUUAUGUAAAAGAAAACUAUAAUUCUGUAAAAAAAGAACGUAAUAUAGGACAUGCUGCAGUAAUGAAACUUUUAGACGCAUGCGUUAAAUUCACGGUGUGGCGGCGGCAUCAACAGCGCACUCUAAAAACAGUCGAGCCGAAGAUGGCGACGUGCGAGUGGCGGUGUCGGUGCGGUGUUUAAGAGAGAGGACCAUGUUGUUACCGCAGUGUUCGCAGUAUUUCCAUAAUCCGCGUUGAGUUCGGUGCAAAUGUAGGAAUGUCAGAAGCUAAAAGGGUACCUUUGCAAACCUUGGAGUUUCCGGAGUCCUUGGGCUACGCCACAAAAAAGGAGAAAAAAGGGGAAAAGGGCAAACAGCUCGCGCCCUCCUUCCGCUUUACACUUACCCUGCCAGAGUCGAACGAGAAGGCAUGUCCUGAGUUCAACUAUGCACAACUCCUCAAAGCAGCCGAG
This is a messenger RNA of Apis dorsata (giant honeybee), 3145 nucleotides long. RefSeq names its product protein PF14_0175-like. The record is from RefSeq and is a predicted model, not a curated record. The transcript has 10 exons. Gene Ontology annotation, cellular component: nucleus. Lineage: Eukaryota; Metazoa; Arthropoda; Insecta; Hymenoptera; Apidae. Bases 119 to 2875 code for a protein of 918 amino acids.